CGUAGUUUGCAUCGGUGAUUCUACUUUUGAACAGCAUUCAUAGGAACGGCGAACCAUGUCAAGCGCUGGCGACGCAACUAUAUUCAGUGAUGGUGGUCACAGCAGUAAUCGCACCCACCUUCUCCUGUUGGGCAUCAGUGCCACACUGGCCAUAGGGAUAUGCGUCGCAGCGGUCUUGGUGCUUUUGGCCAUUUUCAGAGACGUAAACCGAGUGCAAUCCAGGCGGCAGCUUAAGGAGCCUCAGCUGACCGGUCACGGGACAGAAUCGUCGGUCAUGCCUUCUCACCAAACGAGCAAAAGUACCAUCGUGGAGAGUGGAACUAAACCAAAUACAUUUGCAACAGCGAAUGGAAAGCACACUAUUUCAUCGCCGGCAAACUCAGCAGGCAAGCAAGCCCUCAAGCACUACGCUGCGGAAGACUUAGAGCUGCCUCCGAUACACAAGCCACUUCCUAAGCUCAAUAAUAGCCACAUGAACCAGUCUAAAAAGCCAGAGCGCUUCAAACACCAAUUCUAUAUGAGAAAGGCCACUCAUGCUACUAAUAUCGCAAGAGGUCUCGACGUAGGAAGCAAAAAGCGGACGCUCCGUCCUGGUCUUAUGCCUCUGUUGAAAGGCAACCCCACACAGAAGUGGCGAUUUCUCACAAGUACGGUACCCAAAACCACCGCUGCCUUCCAUCUGAGGGUAGCGAUGCAUCAACCAUUCUUUCGCACAAGACGGACCCGUAAGUGGAACCUCGUAACAGGGGAAAUACCCAGAAUACUUGCCACCAAAACCACGAGCCAUAUCGAGACUCUUCCCACAAAACGCGCAAGGAAGUGGCGCGUUGUAACGAUGCGAAUACCUCGGACACGCUCCACGUCCACAAGACAGACUACUGCAAUGCGUCGCGUGAGUCCUACUCGAAGAUGGCGCGUUGUAACGAUGCGAAUACCUCGGACACGCUGCACGACCACAAGACAGAGUGCUGCAAGGCGUCGCGUGACUCCUACUCGAAGAUGGCGCCUUGGAACGAAGAGAAUACCAAGAACAGCCAGUACUACGAUGCGCUAUUCAUCUUCUGGUAAUAGUCGCUUCCGGAUGUCACCGGCUAUGACAAGCCCCGAAACAAAAGCUCAUACGGCGAAAGGUAGAGAACGUACGUUGAGGUACAAUAGAAGCUCAACCGCAUCUACAGUGCGACAGUCACAUCCAUGGAUAGGAGGCGGCUCCGUAGUCUCAAGCAAGAAACCCUCCAGCCGUUACAGUAGGACAACGCAGCAUUCUUCAUCAGGGCACACAAAGUUGGCUGACAAAGCUCAUGUGUCGAAUUUUACUGGAAGGCGUAGCAGUACAAACAGAAAUCAAGGCGUAUCCCUUCAUACUGGGGAGGCGGCUACGGGUCCUCAAUCGCAGGUUGUCUCACAACACAUUACUCAAACAGCAACGGGAUUACACAAAGGACCUACGUUGCGUGCUUCCAAGGCGCACAACGCCACUGCAACUCAUUUUCAGACAACUACACCAACGAUUGCAUCCGAAGCCAUCAAUGCGGACACUGCGAGGCGAUAUCCUCUAGGGAGGUACAAGACGAUCCACAUUUCGAAGCCCAGACGGGGAACAACAACCCAGGUGACAGGCCGUGCACUAGCUACAGUGAAGAAAACUGUGCAUACCAAUCCUGCGACGGCAAGAACGGCGAAGCGGUAUCCACGUGCAAGAUACAAAAUAGUUGUCGUUCGUAAGACUAAGCCAGUCCCGCUUAGCACCUCCAGCAGUACGGCCGUGACAACUAGCAGAACACCUCCUGGUCACCCAACAGCGGAAAUAUCGGCACACGCAUCCACCCUUCGUGGCACAGCUACAUCUGACGCCUAUUCUGCCACUGUCGGUUAUACCACGACGAGACACGAGGAGAAAUCCAGUACUCCAGUGAGCGAUAUGAGAAAGAGCCCGUCUGACCAAGCUACAGCACUAGCUGACCUGACUGUGUCUUCUGCGCGCAGCGAUCGUACGCGUUACAGCUUGUUUACCAACUUGUUCAUUGACGUCGGAAUUAACGUGAGACAAGAUAAACGUCACAAACGUCGUAGCACCACAUAUUCGACGAGUGAUUCAUCUGCGACCCGUGAUGGCGGCGGUGAGUCAGGGAACCGCAGUUCCCAUACCAUGACGGCACCUGAUAUAGCGAAAGGCACAAGCGAGGGGAGUAGUACAAACGCGACGUUUCCGCAGUCUGACGAAUCUACAAGUCAUGCAAGUCAUGCCGAUACAUAUGGGCUACUUCCUCGCACGUGGACGACACUCUGGAACUUCCAGGAUACUCUGGAGACUUCUGACGCAUUAGCAAGUGACGAAACAUUCGCUAUAAAUAUAGAGUACAGGAGGCCUAGGAAAUUUGAGCUUUUCCCAGUGAUAACUCCCACGACUAUAAAACACAGCGAAACGGCUAAGAUAACGAAGGGACUAACUGCAGAUUCCGUUAGUACCGCUACCGAAAACGCGAAUCCACGAACACAAGGUGUGAAUGGAGAUACUCCACUCCAGAAGAGACCUAGAAGACGUACAAAAUUCAAACGAAUCGGCCAUCGAUUUUCGACGAAGUUACAUCAUCACCUUCGAUACAACGAACCGCAACCAACUGAACCGUUGGACAAUAUUUACCACGGUUCGAAUUAUUUUCUCUUCGAUGACAUUGGCAGCACGGGCUCCAAAGAUGGAAAGACUGCCGACCCUUUCGAAGUCAUCCCUGUCCACGAUGAAGAUAGUCCAGACUAUGACGCGGAUGAUUCUAGCGACAUCAUUCACCUGACCGAAACGUCCCUCGUUACAGUACCUGUUACAGUUUCGAAAACUCUGAUGUCCUCGUCAAGGAAGUCCAUAACGCUACAACCAUCGAAUAAGAAUAAGCUUCACCAGACAUUAGUUUCUGCAAGCUCAGAGACAUCACAUUCCUCUGGCAAAACUUGGACACAGACCACGCGUCCGGCUUCGACGAAGAACACUGCGGCAAGUACAAAGCCAGUAAGCAGCCCUACAGCUAAGACGCAGGAGAUGACGCAGGAUUUCAUGAACUAUAACUACAAUUAUCCUGACGAACCGCCGAAUAUCCACAGAAAUCCUGGAGGUUUGGAAGAGGAGCACGACAGAGGAAGAGGACUUAAUGAAAUGACCGAAAGCCCGCUUCCGCUUAUUAUACGUUUUGAUUAGUUAAAUGCGCUCGAAGAUAGCAACUGAAGACUUACUCACUUGUUAACGAUUGAGUGUUGAUACACUAAUAUUGAAGCUGAACCUGGGCACAUAAACCAACGGAGAAAUA
Molecule: messenger RNA, 3299 nt
Organism: Ornithodoros turicata
Lineage: Eukaryota; Metazoa; Arthropoda; Arachnida; Ixodida; Argasidae
Product: mucin-12-like
Exons: 2
Coding region: 56-3190 (1044 amino acids)
Source: RefSeq, a predicted model, not a curated record